Molecule: messenger RNA, 7916 nt
Organism: Pangasianodon hypophthalmus (striped catfish)
Lineage: Eukaryota; Metazoa; Chordata; Actinopteri; Siluriformes; Pangasiidae
Gene: sos2
Product: son of sevenless homolog 2 (Drosophila)
Biological process (GO): positive regulation of GTPase activity; Ras protein signal transduction
Cellular component (GO): plasma membrane
Molecular function (GO): guanyl-nucleotide exchange factor activity; protein heterodimerization activity
Source: RefSeq, a predicted model, not a curated record
CUCCCGACAGAGCAAGCGAGUCCCAGAGGCGUCUGUGCGCGCGCGAUUCCUCUGACAAGAGCAGCGCACGAGCGCAGGAGCAGAAGACGGCAGCCGAAAAACAAACAAAACAAAACAAAACAAACAACAACAACAAAACAAAUCGGAGCGCCCUGACCGCGGAUUAACACCGGAACCGAACCGGAUUCUUUUGGGAAUUGUUUUUUGUUGUUGUUGUUGUUGUUGUUGGAGCAUGUAAACGGACAGACUCCGGUGGAAGAUGACAAACAGGCGCGCGGAGAGCGAGGACACGCGCACUGAACCGGAGCGGCGCUCGCGGAGUGCACCGAGGCCCCAGCUGUGCCCGCUGCUGCCAGAUGUGCCGUUAGCUUAGCAUAAACACACACAGAGACCGCGAGACUGUACCGGAUAUAGAUAUAGUUAGUGUGUGUGUUUAUGUGAUUGUCACUUUACACUCACACACUCUCUCACACAUUCUGACUGGAAACGCGAAAUCCGAUUAGCAUAACCGCUAGGCAGUUAGUCUGGCUAAUCACGGCUAGCUAAUUAGCAUAAGCGAAGGAAUCUGGUGUGUGUGCGCGCGCGUUUAGCGCUUAGCUCUUAGCUCUUAGCUGGCUAAUCACAGCUCGCUAGCUGGACAAUUCCUCAGAAUCCGAUUAGCUCGGCUAAUUAGACGAUUAGCUUAACUGUGGGAAGCUAGUGGGAGCUAAUCACAGUUAGCCAAUUAAGCUGUUAGCUGAAAGUCAGUCAGAGGAGCAGCUGAGGGGAAUUUAAUAAUAAUAAUAAUAAUAAUAAUAAUUACAAACUCAGAAGGUUUUAAUUAAAUAAAAAUAGUUUAGGUCGUGUCGCUAGUGAGUGAGGGAGUGAGUUAGCCGGUGGCUAGCUCCGGGUGAGCGGUGUGUGUGUGUGAGUGAGUGAGUGAGUGAGCGGGCUGCACUGAGCGCGCAGGCCGAUGAGGAGAGCCCAAACCCGGGCACGGGCCACGGCGUCGCUCCGCAGGCAUGCAGCAGCCCGGAUACGACUUCUCCAGCGAGGAGAACAGCUCCAAGUGGAGAGGCCUGUUCGUGCAGGCGCUCAGGAAGGUGCAGUUACAGGUGCAUCCGAACCUGUCGGCUAAUGAAGAUGCUCUGCAGCACAUCGAGGAGCUCAUACUGCAGCUGCUCAACAUGCUGUGCGUCAGUCAGCCCAGAACCGUCCCCGACGUGGAGGAGCGCAUCCAGAAGACGUUUCCGUACCCUAUAGAUAAGUGGGCCAUGGCCGACGCUCAGUCAGCUAUAGAGAAGCGCAAGCGCAGGAACCCUCUCCUACUUCCUGUGGACAAGAUCCACCCUUUACUGAAGGAGGUGUUGGGGUAUAAGAUCGACUACCACGUGUCUCUGUACAUCGUGGCCGUGUUGGAGUACAUCUCCGCCGACAUCCUCAAACUGGCCGGGAACUACGUGGGAAACAUCCGGCACUUUGAGAUCAGCCAGCAGGACAUCAAAGUCUCCAUGUGUGCAGAUAAGGUGCUGAUGGACAUGUUUGAUCAGGAGGAGGUGGGUUUGGUGUCUCAGUGUGCAGAGGAAGACUCGACCACAGGUGAGCUCACCUACGAUGACCUGGUGCGGUUGGAGAUGGCGGAGGAGCGGCAGUACCUGCGCGAGCUCGACCUCAUCAUUAAAGUGUUCCGCAGAGCCUUCCUGUCCAGCAGCAAACUCUUCACUCCACAGGAUGUGGAGCUGGUGUUCAGUAAUAUUCUGGAGGUUCAUGAGCUGACAGUGAAGUUAUUGGGUCUGAUUGAAGACGCAGUGGAGAUGACAGAAGACGGGAGUCCUCACCCUCUAGUGGGCAGCUGCUUCGAAGACCUCGCAGAGGAACAAGCCUUUGACCCCUACGAGACUCUCUCCCAGGACAUUCUCUCCAAAGAGUUCCACGAUCACUUCAGUAACCUCAUGUCCCGCCUCACUGUGGCUCUGCACUUCCAGUCGAUUGCCGAGGGUUUUAAGGAGGCCGUGCAGUAUGUUCUUCCCCAACUGAUGAUGAUUCCUGUUUAUCACUGCAUGCACUACUUUGAACUGCUGCAGCAACUGCAGGAGCGGAGUAAAGACCACGAUGACCGGGAGCAUCUGAAACAGGCUCAGACGGCUCUGCUGAACCUGCAGAGCAGCAUCGAGCGCAUCUACAGCAAACACCAGCCCCGCCGCAAACCGGGUGAGCCUCUGUAUCGUCUGUACAGCCGACCGGUUCGCAGUAAACACCUGGCCAUAAAGCGCAUGAAUGAGAUCCAGAGGAGCAUCGACGGCUGGGAGGGCAGAGACAUCGGUCAGUGCUGCAGCCAGUUCAUCCUGGAGGGGCCGCUGGUACGCGCCGGCGCCAAGCACGAACGCCACAACUUCCUGUUCGACGGCCUGAUGAUCAGCUGCAAGGCCAAUCAGAGCUCCCGACUGCCGGGGGCGGAGUUCCGGCUGAAGGAGAAGUUUGUGCUGCGUAAGUACCGCGUGGUGGACCGCGAGGACUCACCGGAGCUGCGCUUCGCCUUCGAGCUGUUGGGGCGCGAGGAGGGCGGGGCCGUGUUCUGCGCGCGCUCGGCUGAGGAGAAGAACGCGUGGAUGGCGGCGCUCCUGAUGCUGCAGUGUCGCUGUACGCUGGAGCGCAUGCUGGACGCCGAGCUGCAGAAGGAGGAGCAGGAGCAGCCGCUGCGUCUGCCGUCUCCCGACGUGUACCGCUUCACCGUGCGUGUCGAGGAGAACAUCGUGUUUGAGGAACGCAUGCAGAGCAAAACCGGCAUCCCCAUCAUCAAAGCGGGAACCGUGGACAAGCUCAUCGAGAGACUCACCUACCACAUGUACGCAGAUCCGAAUUUUGUGCGCACUUUCUUGACGACGUAUCGUUCCUUCUGCAAACCACAGGACCUCCUCACACUGCUCAUCGAAAGGUUUGAGAUUCCUGAGCCUGAGCAAUCAGAGGCGGAGCUUGAGUCGAUGUGGAACGGGGAUCAGCCAAUGGCAGCCGAGCUCCAGAGAUUCCGCAGAGAAUACGUGCAACCUGUCCAGCUCAGGGUUCUAAAUGUGUUCCGUCAGUGGGUGGAGCAUCAUUUCUACGACUUUGAGAAUGAUCCGGAACUACGCACCAGACUGGAGGACUACAUCACCAACCCACUGCAGCUCAGAGGGAAGUCCAUGCGUAAGUGGGUGGAGUCCAUCAAUAAGAUCAUUAAGCGUAAGAUGCAGACGCAGCCGAAUGGCAUCAGUCAUAACAUCACCUUCGAGACUCCGCCCCCUCCCAUCGAGUGGCACAUCAGCCGGCCCGGCCAGGUCGACACCUUUGACCUCAUGACCCUUCACCCCAUCGAGAUUGCACGCCAGCUCACGCUGCUGGAGUCGGACCUGUACAGGGCUGUGCGUCCGUCCGAGUUAGUGGGCAGUGUGUGGACUAAAGAGGAUAAGGAGAAGAACUCUCCCAACCUGCUGAGGAUGAUCCGACACACCACCAACCUCACACUCUGGUUCGAGAAGUGUGUGGUCGAGGCGGAGAAUAUGGAGGAGCGGGUGGCGGUGAUGAUGAGGGUAAUUGAGAUCCUGCAGGUUUUCCAGGAGCUCAACAACUUUAACGGGGUUUUAGAGAUCGUUAGCGCCAUCAACUCCGUACCUGUGUACCGUCUGGAGCACACCUUUGAGGCUGUGCCAGAGAGGAAGAAGAAGUUUCUGGAGGAGGCAGUGGAGCUCAGUCAGGAUCAUUUUAAAAAGUACCUGGCCAAACUCAAAUCCAUCAACCCGCCCUGCGUGCCGUUCUUCGGUAUCUACCUGACCAACAUCCUGAAAACGGAGGAGGGGAAUCCGGACUUCCUGAAGCGUCACGGUAAAGAGCUGAUCAACUUCAGCAAGAGACGCAAAGUGGCCGAGAUCACCGGCGAGAUCCAGCAGUACCAGAACCAGCCGUACUGUCUGCGGGUCGAACACGAUAUCAGGAGGUUCUUUGAGAACCUGAACCCCAUGGGCAGUAUGACUGAGAAGGAGUUCACCGAUUAUCUGUUUAAUAAAUCUCUGGAGAUCGAGCCGCGCAACAGCAAGCAGCCUCCACGAUUCCCCAGGAAGACAGCGUACCCGCUGAAGUCCCCGGGGGUGCGUCCGGUGAGACAGGUGGGCGUCGGGGGUGGGAGUCGGGGUCACCCCGCGCCGUUAGAGCGUGACCCGCUGCCCAAAAUCACCUUCAGGAGCAUUGCGGAGACCGAGACGGAGAGCAUGACCUCACUGCCCACUUCCCCCAACACGCCCACCCAGACGCCCCCGCCCUCCGCCUGCUCCGACCUCAACUCCGUCUUCAUGGAGCACGACACCUGCGGUAACAGUAUUUUUGCUCCUGUCCUGCUGCCUCCCUCCAAGUUUCACUCAGUGUCCUGUGGCAGUCUGCAUCAGCUGGGUGAAAACCAUGAGCUUCUGAAACCUCCACCACUGCCUCCCCGCAGGAAGGAUACGUCCUCAGAGAGCAAGUUGAGCUCCAGAUCGGACAGUCCACCGGCGAUCCCUCCUCGGCUGAGAACUCCUCUUCCUUUCCCUUCUGUUCCUCGUUUUGGGCGUGGAUUCAGCGAGCAGACGGACGGUUCUUCGAGCCCGCCGCCCCCUCCGCCCCCCCGCGACCCCAUCCCGGACGUGAUGCCCCCCGUACCCCAGCGCCCCCCCGAGAGCUUCAUCAACUGCCCCAUGAACCCCGCCGUGUCUCCGGUGGGACGCAUUCACUGGGACUACUGCAGCUCGCCGUCGUCCCCCUGCACCCCGCCCGGCACGCCCUCCCCCCGCCUCCCGCUGCCCGCCCCGGGCACCCCGUCCCCCCGCGUCCCCCGCCGCCUCUGCCCCUCCCCCGGCCCCCCCGCGCCCAGCCUGUGCCACCUGCCCCCUCCUAUUCCCCCCAGACACAACUCCACGCCCCCCACCCUGCCCAAACUGCCCCCAAAGACUUACAAGCGAGAGCUGUCUCACCCCACGCACACACUCUCCCCGCCCUCCAUACACACGCUGUCCGACAGCAGCCAGUGAGCAUGAGCCUUCACGCCGUUCCUGCGACAAGAGGGGCGGAGCUAUUCCAGUAUUCUGGUAUUAAAGAGAUACCUUUUUUUUUUCACAUCUUUGUGAUUGGAUGGACAGAUUAACUAAGCUCCGCCCACUCUGGCCCAGGGACAGUUGCUUGAGGACGUGCGGUGUGUGUGUGUGUGUGUGUGAUUUUUGUAAACACUGUUCACUAACCAAGCCCAUUUUUAUAACAAACACAACUCUCUGAGCUCGUCAUCGGCGCUGUCCGGGUCGACGCUGAUGUCACACCGGCCGCUGAUGUCACAGGGAGCCUGGACAGUGAUUGGACGUUGGAGAUGUAGGACUCUCUCUGCUGUUCUUCACCACGGCCAAAGUCUUAACCGUGUACUCGGGGAGGUCAGAGGUCAAAGGUGACCGACCCCUGUACCAAGCCUCUCUUACGCUGCCUUUUACUUUACUUACAGCCAUGACCUUUGACCUGAGACUGUGACAGCCAUGACCUUUUGACCCUUUUGCUCGGACGGAUCGGCUCGGAGCGUCACGCGGCUGAACUGCGUCUUUAUUUAAAGCCAUUACAACGCCAAGAUGAUGUCUUAACAACCCAAACUGUACAUUUCCCAUAAUGCAACUCUUCAGCGAUCCCCCGUCGCGAAUGUGAGCGCAUUGUGAGGAGGCGGAGCUUGUUCUCAUGGCCCGAUGAUGAUGAUGAUGAUGACAUCAGACGUGCCUUUUACACUGUUACCGAACAAAAGUGACUUUCUAAAGCCUUCAACAUGCUCAGAACAAAGUGUACACUACGGCUAAGAGUGUGUGUGUGUGUGUGUGUGUGUGUGUGUGUGUGUGUGUGUGUUCUGUACAGUGAUCUUUCUGCUCUCGUGUCGUCGCUCAGCGCUACACAAACCCAAAAACACAACACGCCUUAAUAACACACUCGCUGACAAUCGUAGCAUUAGCCGCUCUCUCUCUCUCUCUCUCUCUUUCUCUCUCUGUUUCUCUCUCUCUCACUCACACUCUCUCUCUCUCUCUCUCUCUCUCUCUCUACGUACACACACACACACACACACACACACGUUACACAGCCAUCCACACCUUUUACGCAGUUAAGCAUUAAUCUCAACGAAAGCGGUUUCCAUCAUAUCCUGCUGUUAACCACACAUGGGCUGUGUCCCAAACCGCACACUAGUACACUAGAUACUAUGCCAAACUGGUAUUCCUUACAGACGCACACCGUAAUUUUAGGAUCACACUAUUUAUUAUCCUAUUUAUGCAGUUUGGGACACAGCCGUGGAAAUGAUGGGCUACGUCCCAAACCGCAUACUCUUGUACUAAACAGUGCGCUGAAAGAGGUACAUACUCCAUAGCAAGAAAGAUUAUAGUCACACUAGUAGCUCCUGCCUGUGGCUGUGUCCCAAACCACAUAGUAGUGUGCUAAACACAUUUUAAAAGUGACAUACUAUUUUAACAUACGAUUUAGUGUACUGUUUAUAAGGUUUGGGACACGACCGUAGAAAAACUAAAUCAUACUUCAUCAACUCAGUCACCGGUUUUGUCCCAAAUCACUACUAGUGCACUAAAUAGUUGCCAAAGAUGGAAUUUACGUUUGACACACUAUCUAGUGCACUACAGUCACGGAGAGAUUGGAACACGCCCUCGCUAUUCAUGCUUUAUAAACACGGUCAUGUGUCACGUCCCAAUUCACAGGCUAGUGUGCUAGAUAGCUACCAAAGGAGUGCACUAUUUUAGUGUACUGUACAGUGAUGCUCAUAAUUAACAUAAGAACAGGUGGCUGGAUGGAAACACACACACACACACACACACACACACACUUCCGCCUGUUACAGAGGAGAGCGCUGAUGGGCCGACACGCUGUGUGUGUGUGUGUGUGUGUGUGUGUGUGUGUGUGUGUGUGAUGAUGAUGAGGAUGAUGAAGAUGAUUUGGGGCCUUGUUUUAUUUCUCUUUUAUUUGCACUUUAGGGCCGUACUGUUAAGGAGGCGCCCUCAGGUCACAUGACCCGCACCCCGCCUCUCGCCCACAAUCGUCCCUGCAGUCCGGCUGUGUCCCAAACGCCUCGCUAGUGCCUAGUGCCACUCCCUGCGCCCUGCAUGCUCACUCCCCACGCAGCACACACGUACAAUCAGAGCUCCGACACACUGAAGUGUUCAUGUCGAUAAUCUCCACCUCCCUACCUAGUGCACACUUCCUGCCUAGUGCCCUAACCAGCUUGCAUGCUAAUUGUGUAAACCCCGCCCACUCCCAUUUCCUGUCUAGUGCCCUAACUCUUAACCAGCCUGCAUGCUUACUGCACAGUGCCUCCUGUGAGCUAGUGCCCUUAUUCAGGGUGAUUUGGGACACAGCCGGACUCCCUUCCUCACACAGGGGAGAGAACGAGGGCCGUGUUUCAUUCUCCCUCAGACAUCAAGUCCCCUAGAUUUAUUCUUUUUGUUUGUUUUAGAUUGGGCCCUUGAGUGGUCCAUUAAUGAUGUCACAUCCUGUUAUGUUUGAUCUCGUGCCCUGUGUGUGUGUGUGUGUGUGUGUGUGUGUGUGUGAGGCGUUUAGGGGGCGUGGCCUGUAUCCUGUUCUCUGUGGGACUCAUUAAUAAACAGCCAGUCUUAUUUUGUACAGAAUGUGCUGGAAUCUUUUCACCUGUUUAUUUUCUCACGUUUCAGCUCACGUGGCGUUUCCACGGCGAGAGGGUCACGUGACACACGCAGAAGUGUAGGAAGGAAUGUAAAGAACAACUCGGGGCAGAGAGACGAGGAAGCGUGUCAGGGUAUUAAAAAAAAAAAAAGAAAGAAAAUGAAGCAUGUUGGGAUUAAAAAAAGAAAAAAAAAUUAAACUGUGAAAAUCAAAAGAUAAAAUGAAGUCACAAGAACAAAGAAAAACACAAAAGUAUGGAAGGAUAGAAGAGA